This is a messenger RNA of Vitis riparia (riverbank grape), 2987 nucleotides long. Its product is annotated as TPR repeat-containing protein ZIP4. NCBI's taxonomy places the organism in Eukaryota, Viridiplantae, Streptophyta, Magnoliopsida, Vitales, Vitaceae. Bases 13 to 2838 code for a protein of 941 amino acids. Gene Ontology annotation, biological process: regulation of synaptonemal complex assembly; meiotic cell cycle. The transcript is spliced from 5 exons. Gene Ontology annotation, molecular function: protein binding. The record is from RefSeq and is a predicted model, not a curated record.
CUCCCGCCAAAAAUGAGAAUAGCCGAGCUCACAUCGCCGGAGAUCCGGCCGAGCCACCACGACUCUCUGUCUCAACUUCUCUCGCAACUAGAAGCUUCAAUCAAUCAAUGCGAACUCCUAUCGCCGGAAAAACCCUUUCCGACGAACCUCUCAUCCGAUCUCCGGUCGACUCUCUCUCAAUUGAGCUCUCUCGUCCCGUUCUCUAACUCCAUCAAGCUUCAGAUCUGGAAACUCAGUUACCGUCUCUGGAACGCCUGCGUCGACCUGUCCAAUGUCGCCGGAGUCCGGUCCUCCGGCGAUAAGGUUGGUGAGGAAGUGGUCAAGCUCCGGCAGGUCUCCGCCGACAUGCUUCUCCUCGCCGGAAAUGUCGCUGGAGUUCCCUCGCCGGCACUGAAGUCCGCAUCUUUCUACUACAAGACCGGCUUGAUCUGGCACGAACUUCGCCGAUUCGAUCUCGCCGCGUCUUGCUUUGAGAAAGCCACCGAUCUCACCUCGAAGCUCGACGCCGCUACAAUCUCCGAUGCCGGGGAGCGAAAACUGCUAUUGGAUCUCAACAUUGCGAGAUCUCGGACAGCGUGGGACGUUUUGGACCGAAAUCUCGCGGUUACGUUGCUGAACCGCGCGAAAAAUUUACUUUUCGGAUCUGCGGAGCACUACAAAGCGCUCGCGAACCAAUAUUUGGUUUUUGGGAAGAGUGCAUUGUCGAAAAUUGAAGGCUGUGGUGUGAAGGAGGCUCUGAAGCUGAUGAACGAAGCGUUGGAUCUGUUCGAGAAGGGAUUGAGUACAGCGAGAACACGAAACGGAACCGAAGAUCUCAAGGCUUUGAGAUCGAAGUGUCUCCGCUUCAUCGCAGCUGUUCAUUUGCAGGGAGAAGAGUUCGAGAGUGUUCUGAAGUGCAUUAGGGUUUUGAGAGAAGGCGAUGGCGAUCGGCAUCCGUGCUUGCCUGUGCUGGCGAUGAAGGCGUGGUUAGGUUUAGGAAGGUAUGGAGAGGCAGAGAAGGAGCUGAGGGGUAUGGUUGUGAACAAGGGUGUUCCGGAGGGCAUUUGGGUGUCGGCGAUAGAGGCAUACUUUGAGGCUGCGGGGACGGCGGGGGCGGAGACAGCCAAGGGCUUGUUUUUGGGUCUUUUAGGGCGGUGCCAUGUCAGUGCCGGAGCUGCAGUGAGGAUAGCGCAUAGAGUCGUGGGUGAAGGCGGUGGCGGUGAGGGGGCUCGGGCGAGAGCCAAGGUGGUGGCCGAGCUAGUGUCGGAUGAGAGGGUGGUGGCACUGUUUGCUGGCGAGGCAGCGGCCAAGGAUAGGACUGCAAUGCAUGCUGUUCUGUGGAACUGCGCUGCAGAUCACUUUCUCUUGAAGGACUACGUAACAAGCGCAGAGAUGUUUGAAAAGUCCAUGCUUUAUGUCCCUUAUAACAUAGAAAAUAGAAUUCUCCGAGCAAAGGGCUUUAGAGUUUUGUGCCUAUGCCACCUUGGCCUAUCCCAGUUAGAUCAAGCUCAAGAAUACAUCAAUGAGGCAGAAAAGCUUGAGCCCAACAUAGCCUGUGCUUUCCUUAAGUUCAAGAUCUAUCUUCAAAAGAGUGACCAUAAUGCUGCUAUUAGUCAGAUGCAAGGAAUGACAACCUGCAUUGACUUCACUCCGGAUUUCCUCUCACUUUCAGCCCAUGAAGCCAUUGCUUGUCGUGCUAUUCCUGUUGCUGUUGCCUCUCUUGCCAAUCUUCUAAACUUCUACUCCUCAGGAAAACCCAUGCCCACGACAGAAGUUGCAGUGCUACGCACCCUAGUCACAAUCCUCACUCAGGACUCUGGCUAUGAGCAGGAGAUCCUCAAAUUCAUGAAACGAGCUCAUUUGCGGAUAUCUGAGCUUGGGCCCGACUGCUUCUUUGGAAAAGGGGAGGUUGGAAGACGAGAGCGGAAUUGGUUUGCUGUGAAUGCAUGGAAUUUUGGGACAAAUACAGGGAAGGAGAAAAACUAUGACGUAUGUGCAGAAUUCUUGAGAUUGGCAUCGGAAUUUUACAGUGUUGUGCUUGAUGGGGAAAUGGAGGAAAACAAUGUCAUGGUAUGCAAAUCAUUGACAUUGACUGUCUCCGCCAUGCUGGCUGCUGAGAAACAAAGGCAGGCUCGAUUGCUGGACACUGAAGUAAAACAAGCCAUUAAACUGCUAGAACGGGCUGGCAAGAUUUUGUCCUCUAUCUCAUCUGGGACCCAACUAGACGAUGAGCAAGUUACCAUCAUUAAGCCCAACCUCUUUUUCAUAUACACCUUCAAUGCCUACGAUCUUCACGGAAGGCUUAAUGACCUGGGAUCCCAACAGCUCCUGCUUGUAAAGAGCUUUGCCUCCUCAAAGUUCUGCAAUCCCAACCACCUCCUUCAGAUAGGCCUCAAUGCCUCAGAAGGCCCCCAAUCCAACCAUGAAGUAGCCACAUUUGCCUUAACUGAGUGCCUCUCAGCCUUUGUCUCUUCUCCCUCACCAGACUACCAAAACAUAGCUCUAGUUGUCCGGAGGCUAAUCUCAGUAGCCAGCAUUCACAGGGGUGACACAGAUGACGAUGCUGUGUAUGCUAUGUACAAGCAAGCGUAUCGAAUCAUGGUUGGUCUCAAAGAUGGUGAGUAUCCCACGGAUGAGGGGAAAUGGCUCGCCAUUACGGCAUGGAACCGGGCAGCCAUGCCAGUGUGUCUGGGACAGGCUGAUGCUGCUAAGAAAUGGAUGAAUAUGGGAUUGGAAGUGGCAUCCAAGGUGGCAGGAAUGGACACAUACAGGGCAUGCAUGGAGGAUUUUGUGGCUGCCUUUGCAAAGAAAUAUGCUCAGGUUGAUGAUGGUGAAAGCAAGUCUCAGCAAGUGGUAUGAUUGUAUGUACAGAAGAUUAUUGGCAUUUUCUCAACUUCUUUUUCUAGUACAGGCUUUCUCCUUUUCUACUUGUAUGUAGAUUUGCCUUUAGGAGGUCGAAGAACAUUCAAGCUAAGUAGCCACUCGUUGAUUUGCUUCUUCAUCACUAA